Acanthocheilonema viteae is the source of this 867-nucleotide messenger RNA. Lineage: Eukaryota; Metazoa; Nematoda; Chromadorea; Rhabditida; Onchocercidae. The record is from the annotation of a GenBank genome assembly.
AUGAAUGAUCCUCUCGCUUUCCCAUGGGCACUGAUAUGUUCCGUACCUGACAGAAAUUCGGUCCCUUCAUUGCAGAUAUUCACUUUGUGGCUUACAAGCACAUUACAAGAAAAAGCAAUCCAAUAUGGAUGCAGCCGUCGUUUUGAUAAAGAUCCGAAAGUUGUAUUCUAUACAACUCCUGGAAGUGAGGAGGAAGUUAGGACGGUAUAUGGCAUUAUUCAUAGAGAUCAUCCUGAAGUCAUAGUUGUCUUUCAUAUUUUGCCAGUACCAAAUUCAAUUGAGUAUAAAUUAAUGAAGGAACUGGCUGAUGAAUAUGAUCUGAUACGCCAAGGAGUACUGUUGGAGAAAGCCAUUACUUAUUUUAAAGAAUGUGAUAUUAAAGAAGUACUUGGUAACAUGCUUCAGUGGUUUAAUCGUCGUAUUUCACGACUUGUAGCUUUGGAAAACAAGGCUCUUACAAAAUUCAGUCUACAGAUUGGCGAAGGAGGAAAUUAUACAACAAACAUGAUAUCCUUUUCAAUGAACAACAUCAAUACUACAGUGCAAAAGGUCCUCCAUGGUAAAGACGAUGACAUAUCUCAAGAUACCAAUGUAAAAGCAACUGUUGAAGUUUUUGGUUAUCCGUCAAAUUUCAAUGAAUUCGAAAUUGCCAAUGUUUUUAAUAAUUUCCGAGUCGUCCAAGUAAUGAAGAGUUUAAUUAAUGGUGCAAAAGUAGAAUUCAUAAAUGAAAUUCAUGCAGCUCAGGCCGCUAUUGAAUAUAAUCGAAAAUGGAUUGAUUCAGUACAUUCAUUGACGGUUACGCCCAUUCAUCCAGAAGUACUCAAAGGAGUGAAAAUAGCGCUACGCGAUGAAAAUUUCUUUUAUUAA